Ceratina calcarata is the source of this 5035-nucleotide messenger RNA. It is a transcript of the gene mesh, whose product is annotated as sushi domain containing 2 mesh. Gene Ontology annotation, biological process: cell-matrix adhesion. NCBI's taxonomy places the organism in Eukaryota, Metazoa, Arthropoda, Insecta, Hymenoptera, Apidae. Bases 16 to 4035 code for a protein of 1339 amino acids. The transcript is spliced from 15 exons. The record is from RefSeq and is a predicted model, not a curated record.
AAAAAAAAAAAAAACAUGCGGUACGAGCCCAAUCUCGGCCGUGUCUUCGCCUCAUCGAAAUCUAUCGUUCUUUGGUGCUCUUUUAUUUUGUUGGUCGACCGCGUAUCGGGCCAAAUCGAAGGUCAAACGUUCGAAAAUGCCUACGGACUGGAGGAUAAGGAGAAUAAAGAAUUGGACUCUACACAAAGUGCCGAAAAUGAUAAAGAAACAUCAUUGGAAGAAUACAAAGAGUUCCAACCUAGGUCUGAAAUAGCGGAUUUGAUGAAGGAUGGAAUUAAAAACGAUGAUAAGCAAGGGGCCGAAGAAACUAAAGAGGACGAAGUUCCACUCAUUGCCGAUGAUGUUCCCGAAGAGAAAGAUGAAGUCACCAAAGAAGUCGAUGAAAAUAUUGCAGGUAAAAUGGAUAAGGAGAAAACUGGAAAGUAUCUAUUGUACGAUUCUGAUUCACCGGAAGCAUACAGAUAUGCGCCUCGUUCGGAUGAUUCACAGUCGAACUAUGUCAUAACAGAGGCUAAACUAAGACAAAUUCGAUCGGAGUUCAUGUAUUGGUACUUCGAUAAAGGCGGCGAUAACGAUGAAGGCGACUAUCAAAAAGAUAUCCAAGCCUCGACACCUCAAAUACAUAAAAAUUUCAAUUUUCAGCUUCCCUUCUUUGGCUUCCGAUUCAAUUAUACCAGAGUGUCUAUGAACGGUUUCUUAGAAUUUAGCGAUCCACCGGUACACUAUACGUAUCCGCUCGUAUUUCCGGUUAAGGAUUGGCCGAAGAAAAACGAUCCCAGUUUCAUAGGUAUAUUUUUCAGCAAAUGUCGCAUAGGAAUGAUAAGGCCGACGGAUAGUGAUAAAAGAAAACCGGGCGUAUACUUUAGGAUGGAAAGAGAUUUACAAGGGAGGAAGGACAAGUUUGGUGUUGAAAUGCGGGAGCGUAUUAAAUGGGAUGUUCGCGAAGGUAUUAUUGGUACCGAGGCCUUUGAUCCCAAACAUGCAGUUAUAGUGACGUGGAAAAACAUGUCUUUCACCGGCGGUAUCGAUAAUUCGCUUUACAAGACGAACACCUUUCAAAUGGUUCUGGUCACUGACGAAGUGAAUACGUAUGUAAUGUUCAAUUAUCUGAAUAUGCAGUGGACAAGUCAUACGGAAGCCGGCGGUGAUACUACGAAUGGAGAAGGUGGAGUUCCAGCAUAUGUCGGUUUCAACGCCGGAAACGGUACGCGAAAUUACGAAUACAAGCCAUUCUCUCAGAGGUCAACGAUUCGCGAUUUAACGCAUAGAGGGUGGGUAAAUGGUUUUCCAGGACGUCAUAUAUUUAGAAUAGACGAAAAUAUAUUGCCUGGAGCUUGUAACAAGGAUAUCGCUGGAAGAAACUUGGAUCUCAUGUUUGCACCGGAGAGCGGAAACAUGUUAGGUGGUACCAUAGUUAAUAUUACCGGUCCGUGUUUCAAUGAAACUCAGAAGAUUCGUUGUAUGUUCGAAUCCGUGUGGGUGAUGGGUACCGUGAUUGAUAAAAACCGCGCGAUUUGCGUUCAACCGUUCGUAAAGGCCCAAGGAUACAUUCGAUUUGCAAUUAGUGUUGGCGACAAUAAGAAUUACGAUUGGAAAGGAAAAUACUUCAUUGAGACCCCAGCCACAGCGGCCGAGAGGAUUUUCGUAACGAAUUCUGUUCACGAGGCAAAUCCAAAAGAAAUAAAAAUUACCUGGGACCGGUAUAACUUGACCAGCAAUUUAAAUGCGGGAGUGCAAAUAUCAUUGUGGGGAUACCGUGAAACGAAAACUACACCCGAAUUUGAAUACAUCACUACUCUGGAGAGAUCGUAUACGAAUUUGGGCUACUACGUAGUUACACCGGCUAAAUAUCGCGACGAGAACAAUGUAUUUCAGCAAGAUUUAACUUUCGGAUUUAUUCAGCUUAAUCUGACGGAACCGUACCAACAAACUGGUCUUAAUAUCACACCAGUCCUAUGGAGUAGGCCAAUUCCAUUAGCUUGGUACUUCAACCCUCAAUGGGAAAGAAUGUACGGAGCAAAGUGGCCUCAACGACUUUGUGACAGGUGGAUCAUGAAUGACAGAUACCUAAAGAAUUUUGCGGCAGAGAUAUCCCUGUGUCCGUGCACUUUGAAACACGCGUUAAACGAUAAAGGUCGUUUCCUUCCGGAUUAUGAUUGUGACAAGGAUGGAAAUCUGGAUUGUAUGUAUAACUUGCACGCGCAUCAUUGUGUUAGAACUGGAGCACCCAAUAUGGAUGGUUCUGAACAACAAUGUUGUUACGAUAAGAACGGUUACUUGAUGUUGACGUACGAUCAGCAAUGGGGUUCUAGACCUCAUAGAUCGCAUAAUUUGGGCUACUAUCCGUGGGAUGAAGCGAACAAGGUUCCAACCCUGUCUCAUUGGUAUCACGAUGUAACACCGUUUUACAUGUGCUGCCUGUGGCAAGAAGAGCACGCAGUGGGUUGUGAGACCUUUAGAUUUGAAAGGCGACCGACUCAAGAUUGCAUCGCUUAUCAGUCACCAGGCGUGGCGACUGCGUUCGGUGAUCCUCAUAUCGUUACAUUCGACGGUUUGUCGUACACAUUUAACGGUAAAGGAGAAUUUGUUCUGGUGCGCGUGAAUGAUUUAAAAGAUAAACUGGACGUGCAAGGCAGAUUUGAACAGUUACCCAAUAAUAUAUAUGGUGAAGUUAGAGCAACACAACUGACGUCUGUAGCAGCAAGAGGAAACAAUUCCGAGACAAUAGAAGUUCGGAUAAGACCGAAACAUUCUCAAUGGAGAUAUCGUCUGGAUGUUUUUGCAAAUAGUCGUCGUGUCUACUUCGACAGGCCAGCUCUUAAAGUUCAACAUUUCACCGGAGUAGUCGUUUAUACACCCACCAGUAUCUUAAAUCAAAGCGAAGUAAUCAUCAUGUUCGACACAGGUGCUGGUAUUGAAGUGGUUGAAAAUGAAGGGUAUAUGUCGGUCAGAGCCUUUUUACCAUGGUCUUAUUUAAAUAAGACAAAAGGGUUGUUUGGUAAAUGGAACUUCGACGUAGCCGAUGACUUGAUAAGUCCGGAUGGCCAACAAGUGUCCGUAACCAAUUUAAACCAUUUCGAGGCAGUUCAUAAGGACUUUGCCAUUCAUUGGAUGUUGGAGGACAAAGUAGACAACUUGAAGGGAGGUGCACUGUUUACUAGAGAGUUUGGUCGAACAGCUAGCUAUUAUUCGAAUAAAACAUUCGAACCCGAAUGGCGAAAAGACCCUGAGGAGAUAUUGAACCCUACUAAUAGGUCAACUGACAUACAACGAGCUUACGAUCUUUGUGGAGAGAAUUAUCAAUGCAGAUAUGACUACGCAAUGUCGCUCAAUCGUGAUUUGGCACAUUUUACAAAAAAUUAUUACGAUACGUACACGAAAAUAGUCGAAGCGAAUAUGAAAGAACAAAUUGUGUCGUGCGGCGUACUGGAAACACCACGUUUCGGACGAAAGAGUAAUUUCUUUUUCGUACCGGGUACGAAAGUAACUUUCGAAUGUAAUCAGGACUUCAUAUUGAUUGGUGAUCAACGACGUGUCUGCACACCGGAAGGUCGUUGGAAUGUACCAGAAUACGGAUAUACGGAAUGUUUGCGUCAGGUCGAGUAUGCCCAGCGUACAGCAUGGACGACAAUGGGUAUUAUUUGUGCUGUUUUAAUCCCCGUAACGGCAUGUGUCGCUGGCGCCUUCCUUUAUAUACGAAAGAAUCAAAGGCAAGAAAGUUCGGUGAAAUCGUGGCGUUAUUCCGAGCGCGGUUCCGGCAUUGACAAUGAUUCCACGUUGACCACACCGUUGAAAACCUACGAUAGAGCUGUAUCACCUGCUAGCGAUACCAGCACUGCCCCUAGUUCGAUAAAAAAACCCCAUUCCUAUGACAAAGUUUAUCGUACUCACGAGCCCCUACCGAACAGACCAGAUGUCGAUUUCGAAGACAAAGACUUUGACUUGAAAGAGCCUCAAUCGCCAAGAGAUUCAGAAAAAAGUACAACGAACUCUAUUCAGAAAACCGGAAGUCCUAACAAAGAGAGCGAUGUGUAGUGAUAAUCCGAAAUACGUCAUUAACUGUCCUGUUAGCAAAAUCAUCUGACUGACAGGAGAUGCUGAUACAGAUCCGUAGCUAUCUGCAUCCGCGUUUAGCUUCCAUUUUGGAAGUAGAGCCUGCGUUGUCAGAAUUUUGAUAUAUAUAGAUCAUCAUUGAAUGGAAACAGAUCUGCAUUGGCACCUUCUGCCAAUCUGAUGCUGACCUAAGUACAUAUUCUUUAUAGAGUAGUAGAUACUGCUUCAAUUCUGUAUCCAUCCUGGUUAAAGGAUCUGAUAAACAUGGAUAAUGGACAAAAUCUGACACUGUAGGCUUGGCUAACAUGGUUCUUGUGGGAUAUCUAAAACUCGAUGUAACUUUCACACGAUAUACGCGCGUACUUGACAUUCCAAAAGUUCAUUCGAUCCAUCUCUAAAAUCGCUUCGAACAAUCCAUUUCAUGACUGACCUUUAUCUGGAUCUUUAUCUUUUCGAUCACAAUUAGUCAUAUUCAUAAUUUGAGAAUGCAUUCACUUGCGAUAGACACCGUGCCGAAAAUGAAAUUCGCCCUUUGGGAAACGGAUAAAAAUUUCACACUGUACGUUAAUGUGGGAAUUCAAUUAUGUACAUAAUAUGUGUAUUUUUGCUGUGGAAUAGAAAUGUUCUCGAUUUACAAUACGGAAUUAUAUAUAUGUAUAUAAUUGUAUAAUUGAAAUGCAAAUAAUUAAGUUUCAUAUAUUUUGAUAAAGUGUAACUCAUAUCAUAAAAUGUUUACGCGCAUUAAAAUGCAGUGUCAAUUUUAAUAAUUGAAAAAGAGGAAGUUUGUUAUAAAGCAGUUAUUAAUGUAAUUAUACAAGUUUAAUAAAUUUUUCUACACCUUUAAAUAUAUUAAGGAAAUUUCUAUUCCACAUGCAUUCACUCUUCAUGGUUAAUAGAAAUAUUUGAACUAUUAAAUAGCCUUCAAUUUUUCAGUGGAAUGGAAAUUUCCACCUAAAAAUGUUAGUUUCGUUUAUUAUUUGCC